Molecule: messenger RNA, 1301 nt
Organism: Mercenaria mercenaria
Lineage: Eukaryota; Metazoa; Mollusca; Bivalvia; Venerida; Veneridae
Product: ryncolin-1-like
Exons: 2
Coding region: 115-798 (227 amino acids)
Source: RefSeq, a predicted model, not a curated record
GGCAAAACGUAUGAAGGUCAAAGCAGAACAUUCGUAUGUAAUCCAGGAUUAAUAUUCCCCAGCGGAAACAUUGCCGUGGCAACAACGUGCCAGUCUGAUGGUCAAUGGUCAGCCAUGCUGUGUCCAACAGAAACAGAUGAAAACAACUCAUGCAGCGGAUGUAUACGCCCAAGGGAUUGUCAAGACAGACAACUUUUAAACGAUUCUGCACAAACGGGAUUGUAUGAGAUGUAUCCAGCAGACAGUAUGGGCUUCGAGGCGCGUUGUGACAUGGACACGCCUCCUGGUGGAUGGACCGUAAUACAACGCAGAGUAUCUAAUAGUCAUUUCAAAAGAAACUGGGAAGAGUAUAAAGAAGGAUUCGGUGACCCGAAUGAUAAUUUUUGGUUAGGAAAUGACAAAAUAUGGAGAUUAACAAACGGCGGACAUUACAAACUACGAGUUGAUCUCAUAGAUGAGAAUGGAAUUAAAGGAUUUGCACAAUAUAGUUCCUUCUCCAUUGGAGAUGAAACUUCUAAGUUUACCUUGCAUGUCUCAGGACACAGCGGAUCAGCGAGUGACAGUCUGCUUGCCAUUCAUAACGGAAUGAUGUUUAGUACUUUCGAUCAAGAUAAUGACAUUCACACUAGCAUCAAUUGUGCAGAUAGAUAUGGAGGAGGUUGGUGGUACGCUAACUGUCACCAUUCGAACCUGAACGGAUACUAUGGUGACCAACCACAAUAUUAUGGAAUGACUUGGAGACACUGGAGGGAUGGAAACACGUUUAUGUCAUUCACAGAAAUGAAAAUACGACGCUAAAAAGAUCUUAUAUGUCGGAAGAAAAUUGAAUUGAGUUUGGUCAUUAUGAACUUUAGAACAUGAGUUGUCUUUGAAAAUUGUCUUAAAUAGUCGGGAAUCAAACCCGGGCCACCGCGGCAAUAAAAAUUUCUUGACCAGUACUCCAUGGAAUUCGUACUUCGGUUGUUAAAUAUAAAUCUUUAUAAUUAAGGUAGUUUACCUCCGGUACCUUGUUACAAACGCCUCUCUUCAAUUUUGAAUGGAAAAAUUACUAAAAACAACUAAUUCUUAUGUGUAUUAAUAACAUAUAAUCUAUCAGUAACUUAGUUUCAAAUCCUUCUAAAGAGAUAUAGCAAAAUUUUUCAAAUAUCGAAAAGCUUUCUUUUCUUCUUUUUUUUUGUUGUAUGAUCUGGAGAUCAGUGUCUUCAAAUGAUUAGAAAGGUUCAAGAACUUGCUACAAAACCGUUAUCUGACAGUAUAUUUGCAGGAACUAUGAAAAUGUUUACUGUCCCUGAUAUUAGUAA